Molecule: messenger RNA, 317 nt
Organism: Staurois parvus
Lineage: Eukaryota; Metazoa; Chordata; Amphibia; Anura; Ranidae
Source: the annotation of a GenBank genome assembly
CCCCGUAGUCUUCUGGGACCUGUCACGUGUUGUUCUCGCUCAGACCUCCCCAUUAAGGAGUGGCACCUUUGGGGAGCGAGGGGGAGGGAGUACCCGAAUUUGACAGGUACCCGCUCUCACUUCUGCUGCGAUCGCCUAGGCGAUCGGAAGCGGAAGUUGUCCUCACCCCCUCCCUCCCCGUAGUCUUCUGGGACAUGUGACGGGUCUUAGAAGACUACGGGGCCAUUCACAUAGUGCAGUGCUUCUCGUGCAUGCACAGUGGGCACCCAGCUGUGAAGCUGCAAGCAGUCACAGAUGAGUGCCCACACUGAAGAUGC